Molecule: messenger RNA, 522 nt
Organism: Paramuricea clavata
Lineage: Eukaryota; Metazoa; Cnidaria; Anthozoa; Malacalcyonacea; Plexauridae
Source: the annotation of a GenBank genome assembly
GCCGAUAAUAACGAACUGUAUGACCACCUCAUAACCUUGUUGGACAAAAUUUUAGCAUCUUACCCAACAGCAGGUGUAAUUGUUAUGGGUCACUUUAACCAGUUCGACUCCAAACGCCUUUGCAGAAACACGUCACUUAAACAAAUUGUAAAGAAAUGUACCCGUGGGAAUGCAACUUUGGAUUUAAUAUUUACUAAUAUGAAAUGUUGUUACAAUUACCCUGAAAUACUCCCUGCUAUUGGACAAUCGGAUCACAUGUCAGUCCUGUUACACCCCGUUAGUAACAAUCAUCGCCCUAAUACCAUUACUAAAGUCUGGGUCAGAAAGCGGAAGCAAUCAAAUAUGCAGGCAUUUGGUCGAUUUCUUUUGGAUCUUAACUGGAAUGUACUUUCGCAGCUACCCGAUUGUCAGGAAAUGUGUGACCUGUUUUAUGUCAUUAUUCUCAUGGGUCUGGAUACAAUUUCCCCCCAAAAAUCUGUUAAACUUCACUGUAGAGACAAAGCGUACGUGGAUUACCCCUGA